AUGAAGUUAAAAAAAUAUUAUGAGAUUACAGAUAGAGUUAUAACACAUAUUCCAAAAACAAUACUAGAAGAAAAAAUAUUAGUAGCUUCAAGUAAAAAUAAAGAUUCAAAACAAAAAGAAAUUCAAGAAUUAAAUAUUUUUAAUUCAAAUAAUUUAAAUAAUUUAGAACAGGAUACAAAUCAUGAAUUAGAUUCUUCAUUAUCUUCAAAUGAUUCUGUUCAAACAAGAAAAAGAAAAAAGAAAAACAAAUCUAAUUAUGAUGAAUUAAAUAAUAAAAAAAGAAAAUUAGAUAACUUUUUAGAUACUGAUGAUUUAUUAAAAGAUAAUAAUCUUAAUAUUAGUGAAUAUUCGA
This is a messenger RNA of Scutellospora calospora, 352 nucleotides long. Lineage: Eukaryota; Fungi; Glomeromycota; Glomeromycetes; Diversisporales; Gigasporaceae. The record is from the annotation of a GenBank genome assembly.